AUGGUUUUAGAAAUGACUGGAAGUAUUUCAAGUAACAAAAGCUCUUCUUCAACUUCAACUAAUUUAGUAUUAGAUAAUGAAAUUGAAAUAAAAAAGACGCCAAUGAAAGGACAAGAAAACAACAACAAUAUUGAACAAAUUACCCAAUCGCUAGUUCAACGACUUCAACCAAAUGAACAAGGAAAGAGAAUUAGGCUUUAUAGAAAUGGAGACAGAUUUUUUAAGAACCCUUACAACCCUUUUUCUGACAACUUAAAUUCCCUCCCACAUGUUCAUCCUACCCAGAAAUCCCAUUUUCCUCUGUCACCGAGAUUCUUUUAUCAUAUACACAUUUUCUAUAAUUUUCAGGGAAUUUGGUAUACAAUAAUUCCUUCAUUACGUUCCUGGCCAGCAUUCCUCGAAGAUUUACAAAAAAUACAUUUUCUAAUUGAUUCACUUGCUCUACCUCACGGAGUCAGAUUUGUCUUUCGUUCAAAUGGAGGCGAACCAUGUAAUGGAUUGGAAGAAUUGAGACACGGUCAAAGUUAUGUAGUUUCUUCAACAGACAAAUUUAAACAGAUAGACUAUGCAAAUGCCGCUCAACCAAUUUGGUCAUUUGUUUCAAAUAAAUUAACUAAUGAACCAACUGCUUCAGGAUUGAGAGAAACUUUUCAAAGGGAACCCAAUGAAUUUGUCAAGCCCAGAAUAAUCACAAUUAUUCGUAAUGGAAUCAAGCCAAGACGAGUAGUACGCCAUUUACUUAAUAAACGGACAGCUCAAUCAUUUGAUAUGGUCAUUAGUGAUAUUACUUCAAAAAUUAAAUUAAAUAGUGGAGCAGUUCGAAAGCUUUAUUCAAUUAGUGGAAAACAGGUCAACACAUUAGCCGACUUUUUUUGUGACGAUUUUAUUUUUAUUGCUUACGGAACAGAACGUAUUUGUUGUGAUGAUUUUAAUGUUGUUUCUGAAGAAUACAAAAGAAUGGAAAUUGGUGGAAGAACACCAAUGAAUCGACACCAACACCAACAAACAAAAUUUCGUUUACGUCCAACACAAAUGAGAAUGCUUCGAAAACGAAAUCCUAACGAUUUUCGACUUAAAACGGGUGGAGAUGGUAGGCAUAUGUUUAAAGAAGGGAAUGACAAUGAACAAGUACAACUUGAAAAUUCUGCUGCAAAUGUUGUAUUACCUUCUGAUUUGGCUGAACGUUGUCAUAUUAUUUCACUUCUUGGUGAUGGAAAUACUGCUUUUGUUUAUAAAGUUGCCUUUCUUGUUGAAACAAGUAAUUUAAAUUUAAAUAAUGAUGAUUGUCAACAACAACAACAAGGAGAAUGGUCAACAGAAGCAUUAAAAAUUAUUCGUCGUUCAACAUUAGAAAAUCCAGAAGUUUUAGCUUUAGUUCAAACAGAAAUUGAAUUAUUAAAAAUGUUAAAACAUGAAAAUAUUGUUCAACUUUAUGAUUGUAUAGCACAUCCAAAUGGUGAUUGGUUUAUUAGAAUGGAAUGUGUACCUGUUAGUUUUCUUUUUUAA
This is a messenger RNA of Meloidogyne enterolobii, 1506 nucleotides long. The record is from the annotation of a GenBank genome assembly. Lineage: Eukaryota; Metazoa; Nematoda; Chromadorea; Rhabditida; Meloidogynidae.